UGCGAGCGAAUUUAAAAGAAACAAAAACAUUUGGCAAAAUGGCGAAAUCUAACUUGGCAGUGAGUGAGAAAGAUAUUCAUCUUUCAGAAAAUACACCUCCUCCAGCUUACGAUGAAAUCUUCCCUUCAAGUGAUUUGCCACCACCAUAUCCUCUGCCAUAUGAAAAACAUGAAAUAUUUGACAAGACACUCUUGCCGGACAGUCAAAAUAUUGUUUCGUCAUCCCAAGUUCGCGAGGAAAUACGCUGCUCGACAUGUUUUGAUCCAAUACGAGAGGAUACAGACAAGAAGAGGUCUGGUGAUUUAGUACAAGAUGGGAUAAAGGUGUGAAAAAAGAUUUAGUCAGAAUUAUGGACUUAGUAUUCGGUUAAUGCUGCUAUAAUUUGAUUUUAAAAAAAUGUCAUGCAGUUGUAUUGUUGUAAUAUAAAACUCCUAACACCAUGCCACAGAAUAGGCUACACACAAUCCCGACUUCUUGCAUUUUCCUAUGAUUUAACAAUGAUUUUGGCGUAACCGUAAUUUGUCAUGAUAAUGCUGACGCCAUGGUCCUAGCCAGUGUGCUUUGAGAGGCAUUCACCCCCCUGAUAAUAUUCAAAAUGGCAGACAUCCAGGGGGUAAUGCCUCUCAUAAGCGCACUGGCUAGGACCAUGGCGUCAGCAUUUUCAUGACGAAUCAUGGCGUGGCAGCGGUUACUCGAGUUGACCUUCUGUGUGUCUUUAUUCUGUGACCAUGCAUCAUGUCAAUAAUAAUGCAAAGGUCUACACACAUAAAAACGGUGAUAAAAACCUGCAGCAACAGCUUAUUGACAACUUGCUAGAAAAUUGUUAACUCAACAAACUUGUGUCAUGUUGUUCCAAGUUGUGAGUGACAAUCCCGUUGGAACUUGCUGGAAAUUAGCAGCAAGCACAUCUUACAACCUCAUUCCCAGGCGUUUCUCUCUUAUGGCAGGUUGCACAUCUUUUUGACAAGAUGUGAGAGUUUUGAUAUUUUGCUGCUACUGCGAUUGGGUUGUUCCAGAAAAGAUCCACACUCCCUCCAAUUACCAAAUUGAAUGUGCUUCUUCAAAAUUUUCAUCCCACGCCUUCUCCCCACCCUGUUUAAAAACUUCUUAUUUUGAAAUUUUAGAGUUACCAUUAUGAAUGCUACAUAAAAUCUCGAGGUCCUAAAUGUGAUCAUUGUUGUUUUGCUCUAAUCCCAUGGCCAAACAAACGUCUAUCAGGGAGGUGGGUGACUUAUGAAAAUAAACGAUACCAUGAAGAGUGUUAUGAACGGGAAGCUGGACCAAGAUGCAGUCUAUGUUGUAAUGUAAUUGUCGAGAAACCACAAGAAGGCUAUUCAGGAAAUUGGAGGUGGCAAAAUGGAAAACGAUAUCAUGAUGAAUGCUUUAUGAAAACAAUAUACAAUGAAAUCAGAGCUAAAAAUUCAUAAGGGCCUCAUAUAUAAUGCCAUGAGUAUAAGUCAGUAUAUCAUAAGAAAGUAAUGAUUGUAAUCAGGGCCACCAAGGGGGAGGGGGAUAGGAGUGUCCCCAGCUGAAAAGGUGCCCCCAAAACAACAAAGAUUCUUCAAACAAGAUUCAUUGCUUAAUCAAGAAUAUAUAUCCUAGUUGCGUCAGUGUCAGAUAAUAUGCAGCAAUAACAUAAUAUAGUAUAUAUUGUAAAAACUGCUCUUGCAAAGUUUUGGUCUGCACCCCGCGCAACCUCUUGGCGGCCCUGAUGAUAAUUGAUUAGCAGCCUGAUGAUAAUUGAUUAAUUAAUAUAUAAACUUUUUAGCUGCUCUAAUAUUUAUAGCAUAAAGAUUAGAGCAGCUAAAACUUUUCAGUAAAUACUUGAAGUCUUGUUUACACUGCAAACUUUGACUUGAGCCUUGCUUUGGUCUUCAUUUUGGUAAACAAACUUUGGCUUAAGCUUGGCCAAACAGUGUAACUGUACCACAAUUACCUUUAGCUGACCUUGACUCAGGCCAGAUCCAGGCUCACAGUGUAAAUAGGGAUUUAAAGAAAUUAUGGCACAUGUCCAGUAUUUCCUUGUGCAGGUUGUUGUCUUAAUAUAUAUGUAUCAUAUGUAAUAUCUAGAGUAGGUGUAUUGUAAGAAAACUGUCAGAGAUGUGCAGUUCACCACCAUGUUUAUUUUGUGAUGUGUCCGCCACUGCUAUAAAAUAACAAUGACGUAAAUGUCAGUUAAAUAUUACUAUAAAUGAGUAACAGAAAAUGGUGUCAGUCGGAUCCCAUAGUAAUGUUCUAUCAUGAAUGUAUGUAUUAUAUGUUAUGCAGGAAUUGUAAUCAUCCACCGUAUAUGACAAACACAACGAUAAAACCAAGCUUUAAAAUUAAACUGAAACGGGAACUGCUUCAGCAAUUUCUAGAUAGUUAGCCUAAGGGCAUGCAUAACCCGCG
Paramuricea clavata is the source of this 2391-nucleotide messenger RNA. The record is from the annotation of a GenBank genome assembly. Lineage: Eukaryota; Metazoa; Cnidaria; Anthozoa; Malacalcyonacea; Plexauridae.